AUGUCAUUUCCAAACAACAUCAGCUUUCAUCCCAGUACCUUUCUUCUCCUCGGCAUUCCAGGGAUGGAGGCCAUUCACACUUGGAUAUUAAUGCCCUUCUGCCUUAUUUAUUUAAGUGCUCUCCUUGGAAAUUUCUCCAUUCUAUUUAUUAUCAGAACAGACUCCAAUCUGCAUGAGCCCAAGUACUUCUUCCUCUGUAUGCUCUCUGUGGCUGACUUGAUCCUUACUGCUAUGUCCAAAAUCCUCAGCAUUUUUUGGUUCCCUGACAGGGAGAUCUACUUUGAAGCCUGUCUUGUCCAAGUAUUUCUCAUUCCAGCCUUUGAUAGAUCUGUGGCAAUCUGCAAUCCUCUGAGACAUUCCAUUAUCCUGACAUACAGAGUCAUCCAGAACUUUGGGCUGGCUACUGUCUUCUGUGGAGUUGUGCUGUUCAGUCCUCAACCCUUUAUGCUUCAGUGGCUUCCCUACUGCAGAACUAAUGUCAUCCCUCACACCUACUGUGAAUUUAUAGCUCUGAUCAAGCUGGCUUGUGCAGACACCAGGAUCUGCAGAAUAGACAGCCUAACUGCUGCCUUCCUCACUGGAGGUUUAGAUUUCAUAUUAAUCCUCUGUUCCUAUGUUGUCAUCCUUUACACUGCCUUCCAUCUUCCAUCUGAGGUUGUUCAGUUCAAGACCCCAUGCACUUGUGGAUCCCAUGUGUGUGUGAUCCUGGUGGCCUAUACUCCAGCCUUUUUAUCCUUCCUUACUCACAGGUUUGGGCACCACAUGGUUUCUCAUAUUCACAUCUUUGUGGCUAACAUCUAUGUCCUCAUCCCGCACAUGGUGAACCCAAUAAUCUAUGGCAUAAGAACCAAGAGGAUCAGAGAACUAUCUCUCCAACUUUUGACUUCUCACAAAUUCUAA
Odocoileus virginianus texanus is the source of this 900-nucleotide messenger RNA. The record is from RefSeq and is a predicted model, not a curated record. Lineage: Eukaryota; Metazoa; Chordata; Mammalia; Artiodactyla; Cervidae.